This is a messenger RNA of Rhizoctonia solani, 1392 nucleotides long. RefSeq names its product carbohydrate esterase family 1 protein. The record is from RefSeq and is a predicted model, not a curated record. Bases 1 to 1392 code for a protein of 463 amino acids. Gene Ontology annotation, cellular component: extracellular region. The transcript is spliced from 6 exons. NCBI's taxonomy places the organism in Eukaryota, Fungi, Basidiomycota, Agaricomycetes, Cantharellales, Ceratobasidiaceae. Gene Ontology annotation, molecular function: hydrolase activity.
AUGCUGUUUGCCAACCUUCGCGGCUCACUGGGGCCACAGCUGAAGCCGCUCGCUUACUCCGCGUUCGGCCUCUUCUUCAAUGGACAAGCGACUCGCUCAGCCUCUUCGUCGACAAAGUAUAUGCUUCGAAAACCGUCCCCUAGUGCGCCUAGGGAGGUCCCUCGGCCUUUGGUAAUCCUGAGCGCGGAGCAGUGGGAUAAGGAUUCAAAGGACGGGCAAGUAAUGCAAGGUUUCGCAGCAGCAUACGCCGAGCGGGGUUACACAACGCUCGAGAUCGAUCUCGCGCCACCCCCAUCAGAAGAUUCGGCCAGUAAAACUUCCAAAGCGCUGAUAGAAGCUGACCUCCCACGUACGACUGGCUGCUAUACCGUUCCCUCCGUUAUAAUCGCGCGGGCAGGUGCAUGCAUUGUCGCUCAAUCGUACAUCGAGUCGAACCCCGCAUACGCUCUCGCUCUAAUUGAACCACCUCUCCAAUCGAGUUGUGUCCCCAAGUUACUACCGACACCCACCAAGGAGUUCACAUUUGAACCUCGUUUCCCUAUCGCCAUUAUUUCGACAUCAGAAAAGAUUAAGGGGCACCGCAUACCCACCAAAGGCCCCAAUAUCCCACGCGGUGUCUUGACUAAGAUCACGGACUUUGGAAGCAACCCCACGAGCGUAGAAAACUUUGUUUACGUUCCUACAAAACUGAGGUCCAAGCCUGCACUCCUUGCCGCAAUUCAUUACUGCACUGGUACAGCCGAUGCCUAUUAUUCCGGAACUCAGUAUAAGCAGCUGGCCGAUCAGUAUGGCUUCAUCGUCCUAUACCCCGAUGCUCCCGACAGCGGAGGAUGCUGGGACGUUCACAGCAACGAAACGCUCACCCACAAUGCCGGAGGUGAUUCUCUUGGUAUCGCUAACGGACUCCGGUACCUCAUUGCCCAAUACGGCGUCGACACCAGCAAGGUCUUCGCAACCGGAACAUCGUCAGGAGCAAUGAUGACCAACGUACUGGCGGCAUUCGCAGGUGUUCCGUAUGGCUGCUUUGCUGGCCCCAGCACGUGGAACAAUGAUUGUUCUACUGGUCAGCUUAUCAAAACCGCUCAACAGUGGGGAGAUCAAGCUCGCUCCGGCUAUCCUGGGUAUAAAGGUCGCCGACCCAAGAUGCAACUCUGGCAUGGCUCUGUCGACACAGGGCUCCAUACCCAGAACUUCUACGAGGAGAUCAAGCAAUGGACCAACGUGUUCGGUGUCAGCCAGACCCCAACUGCUACCACUCAAAAUUGGCCACUCCUCAAUUGGACUAGGACGGACUAUGGACCCAAUGUUCAGGCAAUUCUGGCUAGCGGUGUCGGCCAUGACAUCCCAGUGCAGGCGACGCAGGUUAUUCAAUGGAUGGGGUUAGACAAGUGA